AUGGGCAAUAAUUUGAGACAAAUUUUGACAUUAAAAAAUGCAGGUGAAGGUACAUAUAUUACUUUAGUUUUGAAUAUUUCUCUUCCUCAAUGGCUUGUGGCUGAUCAAAUCUUAACUUUAGUCGAGUUCAAUAGUCAAAUUAAUCGGUAUGUCCCAGAUACAGGCAAACUUUAUUGUCAAUGUAACGACGAAAAACACGAGAGUAAAUCGACUAUUCUACUAAAUGAAUACAUUCGUUUAUGUAUCACUAUUCGACAUCAUACUGAUCUACAAGAAGUUUUCAGUGAACUAUGCGAUACUGGAAGACCGAUUGUUGAUUUAAGACGAAUAUUUCCAUUAUUAAUCAAGGAAUUAGGUACAUUCGAAUAA
Molecule: messenger RNA, 369 nt
Organism: Rotaria sp. Silwood2
Lineage: Eukaryota; Metazoa; Rotifera; Eurotatoria; Philodinida; Philodinidae
Source: the annotation of a GenBank genome assembly